Aricia agestis (brown argus) is the source of this 5968-nucleotide messenger RNA. It is a transcript of the gene pcm, whose product is annotated as 5'-3' exoribonuclease 1. Bases 251 to 4915 code for a protein of 1554 amino acids. NCBI's taxonomy places the organism in Eukaryota, Metazoa, Arthropoda, Insecta, Lepidoptera, Lycaenidae. The record is from RefSeq and is a predicted model, not a curated record. Gene Ontology annotation, biological process: rRNA catabolic process; nuclear-transcribed mRNA catabolic process. Gene Ontology annotation, molecular function: RNA binding; 5'-3' RNA exonuclease activity. The transcript is spliced from 33 exons. Gene Ontology annotation, cellular component: nucleus.
CACCGUUUACACUUUGUCCAUUUUUAUGAAAAAGUAGGAAAAAAUAUAUCAACACGAAUUUGUUGUUUCAACUGUGAGAUAACACGAUUUGUGUUUUUCUUAAAUAUCACUUUACAAUAAUUUGUUUUAAUAAUCUUGUGAGACCUGUACCCAUUCUUGGGGCCUAGACCGUUUUGCUUUAGGUUACAAAACAAAUUUUGAAAAAUAUUUUGUUUCAAGCGUGUGAAGAAUCAAGGAGUAAUAACUCACAAUGGGAGUUCCAAAGUUCUUUCGUUACACAAGUGAAAGAUAUCCAUGUCUCAACGAGCUUGUGAAGCAACAUCAGAUACCAGAAUUUGACAACAUGUAUUUAGAUAUGAAUGGUAUAAUUCACAAUUGCUCCCACCCUGACGACUCUGAUCCUCACUUCCGUAUCACAGAGGAGAAGAUAUUUCAAGAUAUAUUUCACUAUUUAGAUAUAUUGUUUCAAAUCAUCAAGCCAAAAAAGUUGUUUUUCAUGGCCAUUGAUGGUGUGGCACCUAGAGCUAAGAUGAAUCAACAGAGAGGAAGGAGAUUUAGAUCUGCAAAAGAGGCUGAGAGAUUAGAGGAGUUAGCCAAAGCUAAAGGCGAAGUGUUGCCAGCAGAGAAGAGAUUUGACAGUAACUGUAUCACUCCCGGCACUGUGUUCAUGGCUCGUCUUCAUGAGCAGCUCAAGUAUUUUAUCAAGCAGAAGAUCUCCCAAGACCCACUGUGGUCUAAAGUCAAAGUGAUUUUGUCUGGACAUGAGACUCCGGGAGAAGGAGAGCAUAAAAUUAUGGAUUAUAUCCGUUGGGCUCGGACCCAACCGGACUAUGAUCCCAACACCAGACACUGCCUGUACGGUCUGGACGCUGAUCUCAUAAUGUUGGGUGUGUGCACCCAUGAACCUCACUUUGCACUACUGAGAGAAGAGGUAAAAUUCGGUAAAAACACGAAAAGAGCGGCAACACCGGAAGAGACCAAUUUUUAUCUUCUACAUUUACCUCUGUUGAAGGAAUAUCUAGAACAAGAGUUCAUUGAACUCAAAGAUAAGUUACCAUUUAAGUUUGACAUUGAGAAGAUUUUGGAUGACUGGGUGCUGAUGGGUUUUCUGGUGGGGAACGAUUUUAUUCCCAACCUACCCAAUAUGCACAUCAGCAAUGAUAUGUUGCCGCAUUUAUAUAGAACGUAUAUAAAAGUACUGCCUACUUUAGAAGGUUAUAUAAACGAAGCGGGUAUCCUUAAUUUAGCAAGAUUCGAAGCAUUUAUGCAGGAGCUAGCAAAAAUUGAUAUGGAGAAGUUUAGCGAUAUUUACGCUGAUCUCAAAUAUUUUGAGGGAAAAACUGGAAGGCGACCUAACGCUAAUGAAAGGAAAGAGUAUAAACCAAACAAUGACGAUACAUUUAAUGUGAACAUUGAUGAUAUAAAAGCGAACAAACCGGAUGAUGAGCUGCAGGCGCUUAUCAACGCCACACAGGAAAUGUUCAUGGAAAAUGUAGAAGACGAUGAUGAUGACGAAUAUGAAGAUAUUGACAGUAGCGAUGAGGAAGCGAACAUGCAAAUGGAGUUUAUUCUACACAAGAAAGACUACUACAUGAAUAAAUUGGACUACUCAAAAGUGACUGACGAGGUCCUGUCAGACCAGGCGACGUGCUACGUCCGCGCUAUACAGUGGAACCUCCACUACUACUACCGUGGUUGUGCGAGUUGGUGCUGGUUCUAUCCGCACCACUACGCCCCCUAUAUAUCCGAUAUCAAAGGCUUCAAGGAUCUGAAGAUUGAGUUCGAGUUGGGGGAACCGUUUAAGCCGUUUGAGCAGUUGCUAGCCGUGCUACCAGCGGCCAGUAAGAAUCUCCUGCCCACACCCUUCCACGAUUUGAUGACAGACGAGGACUCCCCCAUAGUCCACUACUACCCGUGCCAUUUCGAGACCGAUCUCAAUGGAAAGAAAAACGAUUGGGAGGCAGUUGUGCUGAUACCUUUUAUUGACGAGGCUAAUCUUCUAUCAGCUAUGACGCCGUGCUAUCAGAGACUAACAGAUGAGGAAUUGAAGAGGAAUUCUCACGGACCUAUGCUCAUAUACCAGUGGACACCUGACAACCUAGGUCCAGCGGUAGCCCCGGACUAUUUCCCCACCGUGCCGCAGUGUCACGCGCACGAGAAGCUGCUAUGGCGCAAGGAGUUGGAAGUUCCACCGGAGAGGCUAAUCUGCGGGUUGCUACCCAACGCCGACCCCUCGCUCCUGUACCCUGGGUUUCCGACCAUGAGGCAUUUGAAGUAUACGUCCAGCAUAAGGAAGUGCAAGGUGAAAGUGUUCGACCAGCCAUCGCGCAACGACAGCAUGAUCAUCGAGAUAGCGGCUCCGGCCGAUCAGGCCUUCGCCUCGCUGGAGAAGGUGGCUCAGGAGUACCUUGGGAAGGUCGUGUGGGUCAGCUGGCCACAUCUCACCAGAGCCAAAGUACUAUCUGUCUCGAACGAGAAGAUGCGUCUACACCACGUCGACAAACAAAACAACAAUGUCGACGGAUUGCAAUACUCCACAGAGCAAAAUGUUGGGAAUCUGCACAAACAGUGGAUAUCUGAGCGGUCUACUAUUAUAGAACACAACAUGAGUCGCCUAGGAAUAGACUUGGGUCAAGUUGAUGUUAUAAUUCACGCUGCGACGCUCACUGGGUACAAAUACGUGUUGAGCGACGGCGGUAUGGUGGUACGCGAGCAAUGGAGCACGCGGCCGUGCGGGUACGCGGUGCAGGCGGUCGUGCGUACGGUACGCGCGGCCCCCCGCCCCCCGCCCCGCUUCACGUCGCCCGCGGAUGCGUAUCCCCCGGGAUCCACGUGCUUCCUCCUCACCAAGUCCAACUACUACGGAUGUAAAGCCACGGUGAUAAGCACGGAGAAUAUCCGCACUAAGCGUGUGACGGUGCGUGUGUGCGAGCGUCCCGAGCCCGCGCCGCGCCCGCCCCCUGCCGACUCUGCCCUCGCCUACAAGACGGCCAAUCACGCGGCCGCAGCGUGCGGUAUAACGGCUCAGAUGUUGUCUCGUUUGACGGGCUGCGUGUUCGUGGUGUUAGGAGAGAGGAACGAUCUGCCCACUGAGACACAGAACAAGGUCAAUGUGGGACUCAAUCUCAAGUUCAAUAAAAAGAAUCAGGAAGUUUGCGGCUACACGCGGCGCUGCAACGUGACGGGGGCGUGGCUGUACUCGUCGCGGUGCGUGUCGCUGCUGCAGGCGUACGCUCGCGCGCACCCCACGCUGUUCGACCGGCUCGCGUCCUCGUGCGGGAACGACGUGUUCUUUGAAAGUGACAUAUGGCCCGGACAAGUGGGGCAAGACAAACCGCAAGAAGUGUCGAAGUGGUUAAAGGCGCAAGCGCACGCUGGCGCGCCGAAACGGGAGUGCGGCUCCGAAGUUCUAGAACCAGAAGAGAUGAGGGUAGUUCUAGAAGAUGUGAAGAAGCAGUUGGAAGAGCUAAAGGGAGCCGAGACCAAUGUCACGCUGCAUAUCAAGUGGAACCUCCUGUAUACGGCGGAGCUAGAAGAAGGCGACUCACCGGCGGACCCAGAGGCAGAUUUCUCGCUCCUAGAUCGUGUGGUGGUGGUGCGAGGGGCGGAUAAAGGCGCAAGGGGUACUGUGGUGGGCGUGGUCCGCGGCGCCGCCCCCGCGGCUGUGCGACUCGCGGAUAAACUUCACGCCCCGCCCAGUUAUCAAGUCAUGUUGGAUGACCAGCCAUUGACGGAUGAGCCGGCUUAUUUGAGAUUGAGCGGAUGCUCGCUUCUCAACGUGACGUGGGGGCGGGGCUUGCCGCGCGCCGCGCCGCAGCCCGCGUUCGCAAACGUCAACCCGCUGCGCUCACGACCCGACGCACGCUCCGCCUUCGCUGCUUACAGUCCGCCAAGAGAAAUAUUGUCAAGGCCAGCUGAUAGAAAUAAUGCAACGACUUGUGAACCACCGAAGCCGGAACAAGCGACUAAUCUACUUAAAAAUCUAUUGAAAAUAAGUGCAGAUGGUCAAACAGACAACAAGCAAAAUCACAAGGCCACAGAACAAUCAAAUUGGCGUGCCAAAGAGCCAACGCGGCAAGCUUCACCUGAUAACACUGUUCAUCCGUUUUGGAAUAUAUUUGUUGGGUUCCCGCCCCAACAGAACUGGCGUAAGGAGAACCAUUACAAGAAACCACCGCCUGCACACAACAACGAAUGGACCAAUAAUAGCAACUUUAAUAACCAACCGCCGCUACCUCCGUAUCCGACCUUCGGGCAGCCGUUCACAAUGCCUGGACCCUCGCAGAUCCCCUUCCCUCAGUUCCAGACCUUCCAGCAGAGGAACCAAUUUGGGUUCUCCGCGAACCAGGAGAACAGGAGCAGGAACCAGCAGUUCGGAAACCAGGAACCCAGGAACCAGCAGUUCGGGAACCAAGAACCUAGGAACCAGCAAUUCGGGAACCAGGAACUCAGGAGCCAGCAGUUCGGGAACCAGGAACCCAGGAGCCAGCAGUUCGGGAACCAGGAACCCAGGAACCAGAGGAACCAGGAGAAUAGGAAUGAGAGCAGAAAUCAGAAUAAUAGGGGAUUCCCGCAACAUUUGCCGGCCGUUGGUGCGGUGUCGCUCGCACCUUCGUGGGUUGCUAAUCAGGGUCAAUCGGCUGCACCAGCUCCAAAGCCCACUGCCGCUGCGCCAGAGAAAAUUACGAACCCGUUCGUACCCCUACAAGUGCAGACAAGCCGAAGGAGGGUGAAGAAUGGUCCUACAAUACAGAAAGGUCUAGAAGGUGUAAAGGCGCCCGUGCCAAUACAGCCCGCACCGACUGUACUGCAACCUACUGCACCGCCGGUGAAUUCGCAACAGCAGAGAAAUUCCCAAAAGCCCAAGAAGAGGAAACCGAGAAUAGCGGCAAACUUGCCCUUCCAAUUAGAAUAAAAUAUAUUCACGCGUCUAGAGGUUUAGCACACGACGACGUAUUAGUAACUUUAAUGAUUUAUAUUAUGUAUGAAAAUCAUGAUAGGCGUAAAAUGACCUUGUUAAAAAAGGACCUAAAAGAAAUGAAUUAAAAAAAUAAUGACACGACCAAUACAAAUUUAUUUUCGAUAACGUUGCGAAUACUUUGUUGUCAUAAUAUGGUAUUGCUAGCCCUCUAAAGUUAGCCGCUAUUGCGUUCUACUGAGUUCCUAAAACAUCGAUUGCAUAACGGCUUACUUCGGACUAAUGACAUGAAAAUUGUAUAUAUUUACAUGUAGUUAGAUCAAAACAUCUUAUGUGUUAAGAUUUAGUGAAAUUCUAACAUAGAUUUAAUAUACAAGUACAAUUAGGUGAUGAAUCUAUUUUAAUGAACAAAAUAUUGAUAACCCAAGCGCCCGCGACAGCCAGACUUUUGUAAUUUUAUAAAAGCUGAAAGUUUCCCUGUAUAUUACCCCUAUAAUAGAGGUAAGAAUGACCAGAAACUGUGGAGUUUCAGUCGCGGUUACUUUAGGAGGUAUCCAGUUCUAAAGGUCUACCUGACCUACAUACUCUUCGAUAAAGUAUGAAGCACUUUUUUCUUAUCCUCGGGAUAAAACUUUUAUCUUCUAAAAAAUACGAAAGUCUGACUGUUGCUGGCUCUUAGGUUAUGAUGUGAAUACAAUAUUUGUAUAUUUUUUGACUUCUUGUUGUCUUGUUUUGUCUUAUUACUUUUAAGGAGUGGAUAAUAAUAUUAAAUAACUUCAAUUUUUGUGUAAAGAGUAUAAGAAACAUUUUAAAUCAGGACCUAUAGGCUAAAUCAAUAAAAUACGACUCCAAUGAAUUCGAUUUUUUAUUCGUGAGUCGUGACUACAAAAGCAUAAUAAUAAGUUGCUUUACAAUAUUAUAAGAGUCAGCACAAUAUUGUAUCUUCUUAGAAUAAUUUUGUGUAAGUACAAGGAAUUUUAUUGAAACGUUUUCUAUUAAGUCAAAUAAUAAUUUUUAUUAUUAAGAUCUAUUACAAGUAACUUAAAAAUA